Arachis duranensis is the source of this 2348-nucleotide messenger RNA. RefSeq lists its product as uncharacterized. The transcript has 3 exons. NCBI's taxonomy places the organism in Eukaryota, Viridiplantae, Streptophyta, Magnoliopsida, Fabales, Fabaceae. The record is from RefSeq and is a predicted model, not a curated record. The coding region runs from base 89 to 838 and encodes 249 amino acids.
CGAAAUCCCUUUCUUCCUCCCAAAACAGCAGCAAACACACAAACCCCUCCAAUGGAAACGAAACAGAGAGAGAGGGGCUGAGUGGCGGAUGAGGAGAGGAGGAGGGAAGCUCGUCGCGCCGCGUGCUGGGCGCCACCAUUGCCGCCGCAUCGCCGCCAGAACUGCGCGAGUGACAGAGGGCAGCUCACCGCGUAGCGCCGCCUCUACAGUCCAUGCCGGCCUGGAACCACCACCAACACGUCUUGCCGUCACCACCCACACUCGAGGAGGAGAGAGAUCGAGUAGAGGGAGGCGCAAAGAGGGAGUGGGAGUCACGGCCAGCUGCGUCCUCAUCGCCGGAAAGAGGAAUCCGUUGCUGCGACGUUGCUGCUACCGUGGCUGUCGCGGUGUUCACCGCGUCUCUGGCCGCCGCCGGCAAGGUUCGAUCAGAGAGAAGCUUGAAAGACAGGGAGAUCGACGGGACGAAGUGGGUGAGCCGCGUCGGCGCCGUUGGGGUCUCACCGCCGCCGUCCCCGUGGUGGCUGGUGUCGUCGUCGGAGAAGGCCACCGGAGUUGCUGUCUGCCUCUGCCUCGGGGUUCUGCAAGCUGCCGGAGCCCACUGCCGCCAGAGCUGCCGAGAACCACCGCUGUGGCUGCCGCUGGGAUUGUGAACGGAAGGAGGAGAUGUUGUUUUCGUUACAGCCACUCCCGGAGGAGAAGUCAACCGCGCCGCCUGCCGAGUCACCGGAGAACUCUUCCGCUGCUAUUAUCAGAAAUUUGGGCCGCUGCCAUUAUUCAGAAUUUAUUAACGGAGCCGCUGCCAAGUCGAUUUGGAGUUUCGGCUGUUUCGUUUCGUUAAUUUAUGUUGCUAUGGUUAUUGCGAACGUGACUGGGAGCUGAGGUUUUGGUUACCGUCAGUUUGGUUUGAGGCGGAAAGGACUUGAUGAGGCAUUUUGGUUAUGGAAUUGCGUUUUGAGGUAGGGGCGCUUUCCAAAAACUAUAUUUUAUAUGCCGGAAUUAUUACAUAUGGGUACUAAUGUGAGAUAAUGUAUUUGGUGAUUGUAUAAGCCUUAUGUGAUGUUGAUUAUCCUGGAUGAAUGUAAUUAUAUGUUUGAAUGGAUUAUUAUUUGGUUCGGAUGAACGAACUGUUGUGUGGUUUUGUGAAACAUAAUGCCGUCCAAGUUGAUUCUUUAGAGAUUUGAAAUAUGAGUUUAAUCCGUUGAGGAUUGGUUUGAAUUGAGUCAAUUAUUUGAUGAUGUGAAAAAUAGAAUACUCUUGAAAUUCAGCCUGGGUUGCUUUAAUUAAUUUGGUCUUUGAUAAAUGAUUUAUUGCUAAACCGAUUCUUUAAAGCUUUGGAAAUGAGUUGAUUUUGAAAUGGUAUCCUUGAGAUACGCCACUGAGGCGAUUGUUGGAUUUAGCUUGUUUUAAAUUGAUUUCUGGUUUUGAGCUGUUGAAAAGGAAUGAGAAAUGGUUUAGUUGGGACCCGAACCGGGUGGCAAAAGUCCAAGUUUUAGGGGAGGUGCUGCCGAAAUUUCUACAAAAUUCUAGCCUUGUUUGAAAAGUUAUUUGAAAAGGGUUGGAUUUGAGAAGUUGUAUUAUUUGAUUUAUUAAGAGAAUAUUGAUGUUUUCAAGCUUAAUUUAUUUAGUGAACUUAUGCAUUGAGUUCGGCUUAUUUAGAAAUGACUAUUUGUACAGUUUGAAUCACUGAAGGAAAGAAUGAUGCUCUAAUAUUGAUUUUUAUAUAAAAAGGAGCUUUUAGUGGUUUUAAAGGAAACCAGACUUUUCAUUGAGUAAUUAAGUUUGAGGUAUUUUGGAAGAGCUAGAAAAAUGACUUCCAAAAAGAAACCUGAAAGUGGUUUGAUUCAAAUGAACCGGUACCGUUCAAAUGAGUUGAUUUUUGGACCGGGUUGGAACUUGUGAUUUUGUAUGGUCGGUUUCAUAAUAAAUUCAGUCUUAUUUAUUUGAACUGAGAAUCUAUGAUUUUAAGAGUUUCAAUGAAUUUUAAGGAAUUGAUAUAAGUUGACCUUCCCUAAAGACUUGGGACUCUGCCGAGAAACUUUUGUUAUAAAAUCCCAUCGUUGGAUGGAUGAUUUUGAAUGCUUUGAAAUAAAUCCUUAACUUGCCAUGGUUUGGAAGUUUGGAAAGAGAAUGCCGAGAGUGGCUCUGUUUUAAAAAGGGAACUCACUUUGAGUAAAUUUGGCUUAUGAGCCUGAGAUGAUUUGAGAAGCGAGAUUUCUAAAGCCAAGGCUAAAAAGAGUUGAAACUUGAUUUCAAAGUGAAAUGAAUAGAGAAAAUGAUUUAUGGCUUAAAUGCCGAUUUCAUGAAUUUGAUGAUUUUGAAUGUGGAAGUGCUGUUUUGUUGUGAGCCGG